AUGCUGUGUCCGCGGCUGCAGUUUCCGCUCGCGUUACUUCCGAGUGAGAGAACAGUUUCUCCUCCGCGGACACAUGAGCAGCGUCAGAAGUUUGUAGCAGACGAGGAUGAGGAAGAGGAGCAGGCAGAAGAGGAGCGGAGCAGUGAGGCGGCUGCAGAGACCCCCGGUCGGACCCCCUCUGCUCUGUGCCGUCUCUGUCAUGGUAAGUUCUCGUCCCGGAGCCUGCGUGACGCCUUCAGCAGCUCGUGCCGAGACUCGGUGGACUCUGAGGAGCAGCGGUCGGUGCUGUUUCACUCAGACUUCCAGCGUCUGGUGGGAGUGAAGCUGAACCAGGACCCUCAUCUGUCCAAGUUCAUCUGUAAGAGCUGCCACUCCAAGUUCUACAAGUGCCACAGCAUCCUGCUCCGCUUCCUCCAGAGGGUCAACCUGCCGCCGCUGGGGGCGGAGCCACGACGGAAGAAAACUAAAACUGCAGAACCUCCUGAACCUCGAGAAAUGCCCUGGUGCUUCACCUCGGACCAUCAGUGCCUCCACAGCCUGGUGUCGUGGGCGCACCAUCACGCGGGCGCCUGCAGUUCCUGUCCCGCCCUGAUGGAGGUGCUGGAGAGCCAGUGCAGGGGCUCGGUCAGGGCUCUGUGGGGCUGUGGGGACGGACACAGUUAUGAGAUGGACACCUUCUUCUCCUGUCCUGAACCAGAGGGGGACACACCAUACACAGAGGACCAGGUGGACAGCUCCAACCACUGCACCAGCAACACUGAAGCGACCGCAGAUCUGUCGGAGCCAGAGGAGGCCCCGCUCUUCUCUCUGCCUCAGUCUGAAGAAGGUGAUGAAGAGGAGCUGUGUGAGCGAAAUGUGACCGGAGACGAGGCCGAGGAGAACGCUCUGGCUCCAGACGAUGAGCUGUUUAAGCCUUAUCCCAACAAGAGAGUCUCGAGGAAGAAGAAGCAGAGCCAGAGUUCUCCUGAGGAUCCUCCGGUCCGGAACAAACCUGGACCUAAACCCGGCUGGAAAAACAAGAUAAAGAUCAAAGGGGAGGAGCUGCCCAGUAUGUUCAAGUGUCCGUAUAUGGGAUGUACCGCGGUCUACAGAGGAACGGACGGACUCAAGAAACACAUCCGUGAGCACCAUGAGGAGGUGAAGGAGCGUCCCUGUCCUCAUCCCGGCUGCAACAAGGUCUUCAUGAUCGACCGCUAUCUGCAACGACACAUCAAACUCAUACACACAGAGGAAAGAAACUACAUUUGUGACGAGUGCGGCCAGACCUUCAAACAGAGGAAGCAUCUGUCGGUGCAUCAGAUGAGGCACUCGGGAGCAAAGCCGCUGCAGUGUGAGGUGUGUGGGUUCCAGUGUCGCCAGCGCGCCUCUCUGAAAUACCACAUGACCAAACACAAGGCGGAGGCCGAGCUGGAGUUCGCGUGUGUCAUCUGCGAGAAACGCUUCGAGAAAGCUCACAACCUGAACGUCCACAUGUCCAUGGUCCAUCCCCUCACUCAGCCAGACACCAGGAAGCAGCACCCCUCCCCCUACGCAGACCUGCACACCAUCAUCCCGAGCGGAGAGACCGUCCCACACCGGCAGGACAGAUGA
Knipowitschia caucasica is the source of this 1590-nucleotide messenger RNA. The record is from the annotation of a GenBank genome assembly. Lineage: Eukaryota; Metazoa; Chordata; Actinopteri; Gobiiformes; Gobiidae.